Ornithorhynchus anatinus (platypus) is the source of this 1233-nucleotide messenger RNA. RefSeq names its product keratin-associated protein 10-8-like. NCBI's taxonomy places the organism in Eukaryota, Metazoa, Chordata, Mammalia, Monotremata, Ornithorhynchidae. Bases 1 to 1233 code for a protein of 410 amino acids. The record is from RefSeq and is a predicted model, not a curated record. The transcript is spliced from 5 exons. Gene Ontology annotation, cellular component: keratin filament.
AUGGCCGAAAACUGCUGCUCCCCCUGUUGCCAGCCAUCUUGCUGCGUGCCCGUGAGCUGCAAGCCCGUGUGCUGCGAGCCUGUGUGCUGCAAACCCGUGUGCUGCAAGCCCGUGUGCUGCACGCCCGUCUGCUGCACGCCCGUCUGCUGCACGCCCGUCUGCUGCGAACCCACUUGCUGCCCCACCCCGUGCUGCCGCCCAGCCUCCCGCGUGGUUCUGCUCUGCCGCCCGGCCUGCGGUGCGCCCUGCGGGGCCGGCUGCGGCUCGGCCUCUUGCUGCCAGCCGGCUUGUGGCCAGGACAGUUGCUGCGGCUCAGUCUGCUGCGGGUCCGGCCCUUGCCAGUCCUCCUGCUGCCAACCAUCUUGCUGCCGGCCCGUGGCGUGCGUGCCCGUCUGCUGUAAGCCCGUGUCGCUCAGUAACCCCCCUGAAACCCCAACCGCCGACACCAUGGCCGACAACUGCUGCUCGCCCUGCUGCCGGCCGUCUGGCUGCGUGCCCGUGUGCUGCGAGCCCGUGUGCUGCGUUCCCGUCUGUUGCGAACCCACGUGCUGCCCCACCCCGUGCUGCCGCCCAGCCUCCCGCGUGGCUCUGCUCUGCCGCCCGGCCUGCGGUGCGCCCUGCGGGGCCGGCUGCGGCUCGGCCUCCUGCUGCCAGCCGGCCUGCGGCCGGGACGGUUGCUGCGGCUCGGUCUGCUGCGGGUCCGGCCCCUGCCAGUCCUCCUGCUGCCGACCGUGUUGCUGCACAACCCUCUCCUGCCGGCCGGUCGCGUGCGUGCCCGUCUGCUGUUUUCCUGCGGGUUUGAGGCACCUGAGACGACGCGAAUGUCAAAAGCAGGACGGCGCGUUCUUCACACGGAGUGGAGCAGCUGGCGGUUUGAGCAGUGGAUACCUCUCAGGCUCCCUUGGCUACGGGAAAAUCCCGAGUGUAUUCAAUGAGUCCCCCGUGCGCUGCGUGCCCGUGUGCUGCGAGCCCGUGUGCUGCAAGCCCGUGUGCUGCACGCCCGUGUGCUGCAAACCAGUGUGCUGCACUCCCGUCUGCUGCACACCCACUUGCUGCCCCACCCCGUGCUGCCGCCCAGCCUCCCGCGUGGCUCUGCUCUGCCGCCCGGCCUGUGGUGCGCCCUGCGGGGCCGGCUGCGGCUCGGCCUCCUGCUGCCAGCCGGCCUGCGGCCGGGACGCCUCCUGCCCUUCUCUCCUCUGCCGACCUGCUUGCCCCAGCCCUGCUUGCUGUUGA